Molecule: messenger RNA, 768 nt
Organism: Cooperia oncophora
Lineage: Eukaryota; Metazoa; Nematoda; Chromadorea; Rhabditida; Trichostrongylidae
Source: the annotation of a GenBank genome assembly
AUGAAUUACGUCUUUGACGGAGUGUUCGAUCGAUACGGUCUCACUGAUGCAUGGGUCCUUUUGCUUGAAGAAGAUCACUAUGUUGUACCAGAUGCACUACAUGUUCUGCAUAAUAUCAUAGCGAAUAGAGAAACGUACUGCGAGAAAUGUGAAAUCAUCUCGUUGGGUUUCUACCUUAAAUCGUUCACAGCUUAUGGACCAAAUAUUGCAAAACUUGGAGCGCAUCCUUGGUAUAGCUCGAAGCAUAAUAUGGGAAUGGCCUUUCGACGUGAGACUUGGAUGAAAGUGAAAGCCUGUGCUGAACUCUUCUGCAAUUAUGAUGACUACAACUGGGACUGGUCACUGAUGCAGGUCGUUGUACGAUGCCUCCCACAACGCUUCCGAGUGAUAUUCACAAAAAGUCCUAGAGUUAUCCAUAUUGGCGAUUGUGGCUCUUCAUACGCCGCACAGUUGUUUGCUUUCUUCCGAAAUUCUGAACCUAAAAAUUUCAGAUGCAAUGCCCACGACACGUAUACAUCAACACGAGCGGUCUUGGCAAAACACGCAAAAUCCUUCUUUCCAUUACGGCUCACCGUCACCGAUGUAUCAUUACGGUCUCCGAAGCCUUCGAAAGAAAAUGGCGGAUGGGGAGACAUACGUGACCACGCACUCUGUCUUGCAAAUACGUACCCGCUGAAUAAAACCGCUCAUAUGAUCCCUGAAUUGCAAGAAUUGAUGCAAUCCUCAGUUCAUAUUGCUUCUAACGGGCUUCGAAAAGAGGGUUUGUGA